This is a messenger RNA of Motacilla alba alba, 4040 nucleotides long. RefSeq names its product poly(ADP-ribose) polymerase family member 9 (gene PARP9). Lineage: Eukaryota; Metazoa; Chordata; Aves; Passeriformes; Motacillidae. Gene Ontology annotation, biological process: negative regulation of gene expression; positive regulation of type II interferon-mediated signaling pathway. The record is from RefSeq and is a predicted model, not a curated record. Gene Ontology annotation, cellular component: nucleus; cytoplasm. The transcript is spliced from 10 exons. Gene Ontology annotation, molecular function: NAD+ poly-ADP-ribosyltransferase activity; transcription corepressor activity; ubiquitin-like protein ligase binding. Bases 82 to 2454 code for a protein of 790 amino acids.
GAUUCCCGCCCCGCCGCUCCUUUCGCUUUCGCUUCCCGCUGCGCCCGCAGCUCCGAGCGCCGAGGGUCCGCCCUGAACGAGAUGGGGGUCGUCCAGAGUUACGUUUCAGAUUUAUUCAGAGGGAAGCCCGCUUUAGGGUCAAACAUUGUAAUGGAUGAGGUCAGUUUGACGAUCCCCAUCAGUAAAGAUGCCUAUGAAGCUCUUAAGAGAAGAGAAAACUGUCUAAAUAAUCUCGUUUCCAAAAAGUUUGCUUGUAUGUUGGCCUUCAGAAAAGCAACAAGAAGCACUGUUGAAGUAUACAGGAAAAAAGUAAAGUCAGGCAUUGACAUUUGUGUUUAUAAGGAUGAUCUCACAAGACACAAGGUGGAUGCUGUGGUGAAUGCAGCCAAUGAGUAUCUUGAACACGGAGCAGGUCUUGCUUUUGCCCUUGUAAAAGCUGGAGGGCCAGAAAUAAAAGAGGAGAGCAAGCGUUACGUUCAAAGGUGUGGAAUCGUCAAAGUUGGUGGUAUAGCAGUGACAGGUGGAGGGAAGCUUCCUUGUAAGGAAAUUAUUCAUGCAGUUGGUCCUAGGUGGUAUCCUUCCGACAAGGAAGGAUGUUGUGACCUACUUCGGGAAGCUAUUUUGAAUGUUCUGCGUUAUGUCAGUGAUCCAAGAAAUGCUUUAAAGUCUGUGGCUAUCCCAGCAGUGAGUUCAGGUAUCUACGCCUUCCCAGUUGAUUUGUGUUCUAAAGUGAUUGUAAUGGCUGUAAAGGAAUUUGUGGAGGCAAGUCCACCAGGCUGUCUCAGGGAAAUCCGCCUGGUGAACAUUGAUGAGUCUACAGUCGCAGAAAUAAAGAAGGCCUGUGAGAAGUUUCUGGGUGAUACCAAUUCACUUGAAGACACUGUGCCAGCUUCACUAAGCCGGUCUCCACGUCACCUCAUACAUGAAAACAUCCGCUUGCGCAUCAUAGAACAACACCUUGAAAAUCUGAAGAAUACAGCUAUUGUUAACCUCAUGAAUGCAAGGGAUGUGCUUUCCUCUCAAUUUUCAAGACUGCUGGAAAAAGAGGGUCCAACUUUUCAGAGGGAACUUCAGCGUCAUCUUAGACAUCCAACACGUAAGGAACCCCUGAUAAAAAAAACACAAAAGCCGCUCUCCACAUUUGUACUGCACGUGGUACUGCAAUACCAGCACCCGGUGUUACAGCUUGAGGAAUUGAAGGAUGCAGUGAAAAGAUGCCUGGGUCACUUUCAGGACCCCUCACCUCCCUCAGUUUCUUUUCCAAUAAAUUGGUCACCAAAGCUGCCUGUUGACGUAGUGGCAGACACAAUGAUUGAAGCAGUUUUAAAUUUUGCCAGGACACAUCCUACGAAGAAGAGAGAAGUGCAGUUUGUCAUUUGCCCAGAUGACCAUGAGGCUGCCCGUGAGGUUGUCCUGAGAAAAUUUUAUUCAGCAAAAUACAAGCUGGAAAACAGAAGUGAUCCUUUGAGUACAGAGUCAGGCAGUCAGACUGCAAAAGAGCCUGCAAGCAGUGAACCCGUGAUUGAACUUAGAGGGUGCACACCCACAGCACUGGGAGCAGCAGAAUCGUGGCUCCAACAUGUAAUGAAAAUUCAGGAAGGUUCCCAUGCUGUUAUUGAAAACAACUACAUUUUUUGCCUUGGUAAAGAAGAGUUUGCAGAACUGUCUCAAGUCCAGCCUUCUAGUGUAUGUGUGUCAGAAAAAGUCAGAGAUGGACAAGCAAAACUGGAACUGCAGGGCCCUCCUGAUGUUUUGAUUGAUACAGUGCUCGCAACUGAAGAAUUACUGCUUCGUGUGCAAGAGAAGACUAUUGCUGAGCAAGAGAAACUGCUCUACUCAAUGUGCCAAGCAGAAGCAGCCCAGCUUUCAGAAGGAGACUUUCACAAGACAAGUACUGCUGACUACAUCCCGAUUUCACCAGUAGACUGCCACCUCCAGGAGUUUAAAAUCAGACAAAAAGAGUUUGAAAAAGCUGGACUUCGUGUUCUCAGGAUUGAAAAGAUACAUAAUCCACUUCUAUCUGCUGCAUUCCAACAAAUGAAAAAAAAAGUAGUUGAUAGCUCCAAAACAACUCAAAAGUUGUACCAGAAUGUUCCUGCCGAGUUCUGUUGCUCAGUUUGCCAAACUGGAUUUCACAGGAUGUAUUCUCCACCAGAAGAACAAAAAUAUGGAGCUGGCAUCUACUUUACAAAGAACCUGAGGUACCUGACCAAGAAUAAAGCUACAUGGGAAAUGGAUUCUAAAAUGUACGUGUUUGAGGCUGAUGUAAUAACUGGCACAUACACUACAGGCCAGCCAUCUUGUAUUCUGCCACCAGUACUGUAUAGGAAUGCCUUUACAUUGUAUGACAGUUUAGUAGAUGAUUUGUACAAUCCUGAGAUCUUUGUCAUUUUCAAUGGUUUUGCAGCCCUUCCACAGUAUUUGCUGACUUGUUCCCCACUGAGAGGUAUGUAGCUCCUGGGGGAACGAGCAGGAUCCUCAGUGGGAAUAGAGCAGAACUGUAGCUAUGGUGAAGACCCUCUGAGAACAAAGUCUAGUGCUUAGAUUUAAGAGGAUGCUCUGCUUUGUAGUGUGCUGUGGUCAGAGUGCUUCCUGAAAAGCUUUCUGAAGUAUUUGUGAACAAAAGAGUAAGUUAACAUCUUAAGGAGAUUAGGACAAAAUUACCUAUGAAUGGAAGCAGAAGGGAAAGCAUUCCAAAAUGCAGUGUAACAUUUAACAUUAACGUUUAACAUACCUGAUCAUUUACUUUAAUCCUUAAAGUGAUCUCAGCUUGUGACUUUAUGCUUGAUGUUUGUGUAGGCUGUCAUUCUUCCACUGCAUUUUCUUAACCUGACAUAUUGCAUAGAUCAGGAAAACACAAGAAAUCUUGGUUGUGCCUUUUGAGUCUUAAGUUUUCUUUUGACUUAAGAUAGGAGAAUGUAGCAGAUGAGAGCUGUUUUCUGCUUAGGGACACGCUAUUAUAUACAGUUACGACAAACAUGAGGCAAUACUUCAUGAUUUCUUACAAUGGUUGCUGUACAUUUUUUAUUAGUUACUUCAAGCACUGUAGAUGCACAUAUUCAAAAUAAAAAGUAUGAAUGUCACUAUCUGUUAACUUGUAUUUUUCUGUAGUCUUAAGAACGUGAUUUGUACUGUACAUGAGCUUCAGAUUUCUCAGCAGCAUUCAGUCUUUUUGAAAGGUUACAAAAUAGUAGAGAACUGGUUCAAGCUGCAGCUUGAAAUUAUUUUUCAAUUAAUCUACCUUUACCAACAUCUUUUAAAGAUUACAUUGUCAGCCUUGUAGCCAGGAAUCCCCACAUUGCUUCUGCAGUGACCUGAAGCAAAUACAUGGAAAAGCCCAAGAGCUGUUGCAGCAAUUCCAGUGUAAAAGGGGAUUCAGUCCAGCACUUGGGUACCUGGAAACUUCCUCUAGUAAAGCCUGCUCAUGGGGAGUAGUCUGAUCUCCAAAACACAGGUGAAAUUAGCAUUUAAUAAAACUUUUCAAAAUAAUUUGUUAAUCAAUUGCCAGGAUGCUUGUACUGCACCUGCAACUCCUGAGCUAGUAGCUGUAGUGCUAGGAACCAUUCACAAGUCCAAAAGAAAUUAAGUUAAAAAAGUUUAAUUCUGAAUUCUGAGGUUAAAAGUGGAAAUAUUUUUUUAACCAUUGCAAAAUAAACUUUAGGAUUAAUAUAUUCAUAUUUUGGUUUUUUUAAAAUUAUUUUUAAGAUUAGCUAUGCUUGCUGUUUCAAAGAUAGUUUUGUAGUGUGAGCCUCUAACACAAGAGUUUUGCUCUUAAGAAGUCAAAAAGUUUGCUCUUAGAAAUUAUGCUGCAAUUCUUACAACAGAAUUAGUCUAUUCCUAUUUUAACUAUUCCAUUAAAGUAAUCAAUUAUUUUCCAUUUCUGUCCCCUUGUUCGUCAUAUUUCUUGAUUCACACAUUACUGCCAUAAAAACACAUAGUUGUAGAUUUAAGAUUUGUUAGCACUGAACAAAGUAAGUUCUUAUGUCAGCAUGCUCCAAGAGAUAUUUUUAAAGGGGUUUCAUGGUAGGAAUUUUUUUUUC